Molecule: messenger RNA, 4118 nt
Organism: Fundulus heteroclitus (mummichog)
Lineage: Eukaryota; Metazoa; Chordata; Actinopteri; Cyprinodontiformes; Fundulidae
Product: phosphatidylinositol 4,5-bisphosphate 3-kinase catalytic subunit gamma isoform
Exons: 13
Coding region: 67-3462 (1131 amino acids)
Biological process (GO): phosphatidylinositol-mediated signaling; phosphatidylinositol-3-phosphate biosynthetic process; phosphatidylinositol 3-kinase/protein kinase B signal transduction
Cellular component (GO): phosphatidylinositol 3-kinase complex, class IB; cytoplasm; phosphatidylinositol 3-kinase complex, class IA
Molecular function (GO): 1-phosphatidylinositol-3-kinase activity; 1-phosphatidylinositol-4-phosphate 3-kinase activity
Source: RefSeq, a predicted model, not a curated record
GGAACACAGUCCUACGCUAUCUGGCAGGUGGAACUCACCAUCAACUGUUGACUUACUAAAAUACCAAUGGCUACAGCAGUCUUCCCAAAUCGGACAGUUCCUACGCGCUCUGUGGACUCUCCAACUGAAAUGAGGACUCAGGGUGGCUUUGAAAACAACCUGAAGUUUAUCUGUGAGUUUAGACCCGCGACCAGUCCUAUGCAUAUGCCUGCUGAUGAAGACAACACCGGCAACGAGGAUUAUGAGUCUGUGUCCGUUAUCCUGCCAGCGCAGUGCAGCAUCUGUCAGUUGAGGCUACGCAUCUGUAUGAAGGCACAAGAACAAAACUGCCAUCCUGAUCCAUUUGCAAUACUGGAUCCUGAGAAAUAUAUCCUGCUGUACGCCAGAGGAGAUGACUGGUAUGAAGCCCACGACGACUGUCAGAUCAUCAGGACCUUAGAUAUCCCAUGGUCACGAGAUGAUUCUCAGUGUCUAGUGGCACACAUAGUUGCAAAGCCUCUGGUGGUAGGUGAUUCAGAACAAAGGAACAGUCAACAGCAGUGUUUGACUUACCUCAUUGGACAUGACCUGGAGAAAGAGGCAUCAGACAGACUUGGCGAACUUACAUUCACCCGCAGGAAACUGGCAUCUCCACGAAGGCUGGAGCUUAGGAAUCGGGAUGAGGUUCUGUAUGCCACAGAACCCUGGGUUACACAAGCCCCCAUCCCAAGCGAGCUCGAAGACUGGUUAAACAGGAAGCUUCCUGUCACCCUCCACUACGUUAACAAAAUCAGCUUCAGCAUCCAGGUGGAUCUGAAGGCAACUCCAGACGUUCUUCUUCAAGUUUUUAGAAGGGUCAUGGCAGACCAAAAGGUAGAAUAUGACACUUCUGAGGAGCUGGUAUUGAAGGUCUCUGGGAGGGAGGAGUUUUUGUCUGGUGAAAACACCCUCAUGGAUUUUCUCUGGGUUCGACAGUGUUUGAAAGCCAAUCAGGAUCUCCACCUUUCUGUUGUUCCGGUCUCACACCUUGCUGCGGAUUCGAUCGGGUUCGUCGACUGGCCGCUUGUUGAUGGUUUCAGUGGUCAGUUCAGCUCCCAUGAGGAUCUCUGUCUGCAUGGAAAGGAUCUGGACGACAUCUUCAUGAUAUCUCUGUGGGACUGCAACAGAAAAUUCAGAGUGAAACUGCUCGGUUUCGAUAUCCCACAUCUGCCAAGCAAGCCCCCUCAGUCUGUCUAUGUGGAAGCGUCCAUACUUUAUGGUGGCAAAGUGAUCUGUUCAGUAUCCUCUCUUCCCAAGCCUUUUGCAGAUGAAGUACUUUGGAAUGAAUGGUUGUAUUUUGACAUUCUCCUCCGUGACCUGCCUCGUGGCGUCAAGCUGAGUUUUACUAUUAACGCGUGUGCUAGCGAUGUCUCUCCAACAACCAAGGACCCAAAGCCAACAUCCAGGGACCCCAAGGCCUCAGGCAGCAAAGAGUCAAAGCCACCGCUGUAUUCAGCCAAGCCAACAGACCCUCAGAAAGGAAAGGGAAAGGUCCUCUACUUUGUCAAUCUCCUUCUCAUAGAUCACAGGUCUGUUCUUAGCCAGGGCCCCUACACCCUGCACAUGUGGUCCUAUCCUGACCCGGAAGAUGGGGCCAUCACCUACCAAGCAGAUAAGUUGUCCUCCGCUACAAACCCACAUAUAGAUGAAUCCAUGGCCAUCAGCUUCCUUCUGGAUCGCUACAGCUUCCCUGUGGUUCUCCCAAACACCUUUAGCCACAAUGACGGGUCUGGCAGUCCCACAUCUGGUCUUUUCACAGACAAAUCCACUGCUUCAGCCCACUGCACGUCGCCCAGCACAGAUUCUCUUUCUCCACAUGGGAAAUCUCUUCAGGGUCCAAAGACUGACAAGGUAACUCUGAGGUCUCCAUCUCCAGUCUUUAACACCAAGAGGGAUUGCCUGAAGAGGUUUCGAGAGGAGAGUGUCCAGUAUGGCUCCAACCUCCCCCACUUCUUGCGCAAUGUUGAUUGGUUGGAUCGAAGAGUGGUUGAGGAUGUGCACUGGCUACUGGGACUCUGGCAUCCUGGGGAACUGGAUGUACACGUGGCACUAGAGCUGCUAAGUAUGGAUUUUCCUGAUGAGAUUGUCAGGCAGCUAGCGGUGCAGAGACUCGAGAGUCUGCACAAUGACGAUGUGCUCAAGUAUUUGCUGCAGCUGGUGCAGACCCUGAAAGUGGAGCCCUACCACGACAGCUUUCUAGCUCGGUACCUCAUUCAAAGAGCUUUGCGGAGCAAAAGAAUCGGCCACUACUUCUUCUGGUACAUGCGCAGUGAGGUCGCCGGAUGCCCAUACUUCCGCCAACGCAUGGCAGUGAUUUUGGAGGCCUAUCUGUUGGGGUGUGGUCAGGCCAUGAUCAGCAGCUUCACCCAGCAGGUCCAGGCUGUGGAGGCCCUGCAGGAGGUCGCCAUGAUCAUUAAGAGAUUAUAUCCAGACAAAACAGAUCUCCCUUCCUCAGCUGCACUCAGGCUACAGGAGCUCCUAAGAAACAGUAAUCUGCCAAACGAAUUCCUGUUGCCCUUUGACCCCCGCAUCAAAGUUGGAAUUAUCCUGCUGGACAAAUGCAAAGUGAUGGCCUCCAAGAAGAAGCCUCUCUGGCUGGAGUUUUCACCAAUGCCUUCUCCCGUCUCCAACACACCCGUCGGGAUUAUCUUCAAAGAGGGCGACGACCUCAGACAGGACAUGCUGGUCAUUCAGACCUUGGUGGUGAUGGAGUCCAUUUGGCAGGAAGAAUCUCUGGACCUUAACCUUAUUCCAUAUGGAUGUAUCUCCACAGGACACAACAUAGGGAUGAUUGAAAUUGUGAGGAAUGCAGCGACCAUCGCUGCAGUUCAGAAAAGCCACGGUGGAACAACGGCGGCCUUCAGAAAUGAUGCUCUGUUUGAGUGGCUGAAGUCCAAGUGCCCCCUUCAGGAAAUUCACUACAAGGCUGUGGAGAGGUUUGUGAAGUCCUGUGCUGGAUACUGUGUUGCCACCUACGUCCUGGGAAUAGGAGACCGACACAACGACAACAUCAUGAUCACAGAUCAAGGAAAUCUGUUCCACAUCGACUUCGGUCACAUCCUGGGUAACAGGAAGCACUUCCUUGGAGUGAGCAGGGAGCGUGCACCAUUCGUCCUUACACCUGACUUCCUGUAUGUGAUGGGCCGGGUGAAAGGUCGAAACAGCCUCUAUUUUCAGCGGUUCAGGGACACUUGCACCAAAGCAUACCUCUUACUGCGCUCCCACUCUCGCCUGCUGGUCACUCUUUUCUCCCUGAUGCUGCUCACGGGCAUCCCCGAGCUGAGUGCUUCGGAGGACAUGCGUUACCUGCGGGAGGCGCUCCAGGAGGAUCAAAAUGAGGCCGAGGCCAAGGAGCAUUUUCUCCAACAGAUCGCAGAGUGUGAACAGCUGGGCUGGACCGUACAGGCCAACUGGUGGAUCCACAUGGUGGCCGGCAUCAAGUAGACUGUUCAGGAAAGCCAAAAACUGUUGAUGUUUAAAUGUAUUGUUCUUCACAGACAGACAGAUCCAGUCAUUGCCCUCUAAACAUCACAAACUGUUGUAUUUGGAGUUUCUACGUAUUCUUUGCAUUUCUGUCUCUAUGUUUUGUUAGCAGUGCUCAAGCACCCCUAAAAAAUGACUGAUUCAGAGUAUUCCUGCGUGUCAGUUCGGCUCUGCCAGACGUGCGUACGUUCCCACGGUGGCAUUUCAACGCUGCUGUGCGCAGCUCCACUGCCUGCUUUUUGUUUGCUGUCCCUUUAAAUCUGUAGCACAGGUGACUGUGCUGUGUGCUGUUUAACUCCAUUCUCAUUGGUUUUGCUGCCCUAAAUUCCACCUUUCCUCUUCCUGAUUGGCUGUUUUCGAUUGCGUGUUUGUGCGUGCUUGGAGCGCGAGAUUUAAGUUUUGAUUCAUACUGGGAUACUGCCGUUACCACAAUAAUACUAGGUUACGAAACUAGUCCCAGUAAAGAAACUAAAUAUUAUCAGCACUAAAAUAGGUGAAAGCUGCUGCGUUCAGUUCUGAACAGAAGUAGGAGAGUGUUUGGAUACUUUUCAUUUCAUAAUUUCAUUCCAGUUCACAUAGAAGUAUAAAAAAUGCACAGUAACAUAAAAGUAGCAACC